AUGCUUCAAACCGCAGACUCAUUUAUUAGCGAUCUUUUCAAGGACUAUGCUGAGCAUGGCUUCCUUCCUGAUGGUCCCCCGUUGACGAGACUGCCAAAUCCGUACUACGAAGCCUGGGAGAGCAUAGCCAGCGAACUUCCAACUCUCAUUCAAACAAGGCAAAUCAGACAGAAGAUCGAUGAGCUUCCGGUGUGUUCAACAGAGCAUCUUGCGACAGAAGCAGAAUGGCGUCGAGCAUAUGUGAUCAUGGGCUACUUCACCCACGGCUACGUAUGGGGUGGUGACAAACCGCAAGAUCAUCUUCCUCCCUCGAUUGCAAAGCCAUACCUGGAGAUAGCCGCCCAUCUCGAGCUACCUGCCUGCGCUACCUAUGCCGGCCUCACUCUCUGGAAUUACAAACUCACGCACCCAGAAGCAGACAUUACCGACCCCGAAAAUCUCCAGGUCCAAACAUCGUUCACUGGCACGAGGGACGAAGAAUGGUUCAUGGUGAUCUCGGUGGCGGUUGAGGCUCAGGGAAGCAAAUUGAUUUCAUUGAUGCGAGACGCCAUGAAAGCUGUUGCUGCCAACGACACAGAGCUUCUCACAGCCCUGCUGUACUCGUUCGCCGAUGGCUUGAACAACCUCGCUAUCGUCCUGCGGAAAAUGUACACCCACAAUGAUCCUGCUGUCUUCUACCACCAACUCCGGCCUUUCCUCGCCGGUAGCAAGAACAUGGCACAUGCCGGGUUGCCUCGUGGUGUUUAUUACGAUACCGGUGAUGAUGUUGAACGUCCUGGGAGCUGGAUGCAGUUGAGUGGCGGCAGCAAUGCCCAAAGCUCGUUGAUUCAAACUCUCGAUAUCUUCCUUGGAAUCACACACUCGGCCACGGAUGGGAAGAAAGCAUCCGGGCCCGCUUUCAUUCAUGAGAUGCGCAACUACAUGCCCGGCCCUCACAGACGUUUCCUGGAGAACCUCACCGCCGGAUCGACCGUUCGCGACUUCAUUCUCUCCUCCGGGGAGCAGUCUAGCGAGAGGGAGGCAUAUAAUGCAGCAGUCACUGAGCUGAAGAAUUUCCGUGACACUCAUAUCCAGAUGGUCACUCGGUAUAUUGUAAUGACAUCAAGGAAGACCAUCCCCGCACAGGAAAGUGGCAAGGUCAACCUGGCCACGGCCAGCACGCAGGAAUCCCAGUCUGGGCAGCAGCAUUCACUUUCUGGUACUGGUGGUACAGACUUGAUGCCAUUCUUGAAGCAGACCAGGGACACGGUGAGGGAUGCGAAGUGCUAG
Messenger RNA from Penicillium olsonii, 1269 nucleotides. Lineage: Eukaryota; Fungi; Ascomycota; Eurotiomycetes; Eurotiales; Aspergillaceae. The record is from the annotation of a GenBank genome assembly.